Molecule: messenger RNA, 237 nt
Organism: Puccinia triticina
Lineage: Eukaryota; Fungi; Basidiomycota; Pucciniomycetes; Pucciniales; Pucciniaceae
Exons: 3
Coding region: 1-237 (78 amino acids)
Source: RefSeq, a predicted model, not a curated record
AUGGCCAACCAUCCCCGAAGCCUCUCAGCCAACCCUGCCAUGCUUCUCCUCAGCCACUCUGCCGCUGCCGCCGAUCCUGCCGACAAGGGCAACAACAAUACCCCCACACUCGCCCACAUGCCCGCCCUGCCCAGCACCCUCAGCACCGACAAUCAGCUCUUACCCUGGUGGGUUGGGGUUCUAGAUUUUAAAUUGUUCCAGUUGGCUAAAAGUGGCCGUACGGCGACGACUGCCUGA